This is a messenger RNA of Penicillium longicatenatum, 1032 nucleotides long. RefSeq lists its product as uncharacterized. NCBI's taxonomy places the organism in Eukaryota, Fungi, Ascomycota, Eurotiomycetes, Eurotiales, Aspergillaceae. The record is from RefSeq and is a predicted model, not a curated record. The transcript has a single exon. The coding region runs from base 1 to 1032 and encodes 343 amino acids.
AUGACAGAACAAACAGUCAAACUUGGCGACAUUAUUGGUCUGGAAAUUCCCGUCAAUGGAAAAUGGACAUGUCUCGCAAAAACCAGAAAGCAAGAGCGUUGCCAGCAUCCUGUGGCUAUGAGCAAAUGCAAGGAUGCCUGCAAUAUCUUGCAACACAAGAUGACUUUUCAGAUGACGGAGCGUGAUCUGAUUCAAACCCAUAUAAAGAAGCUCGUGGAGCUCCUCUUUCUGAAAGGCUGCAAGCACAGCGACAUUGAAGAUCAAAUGAGCGAGCAAUUGACGAAAUGGCUUGAUCUCUGGCUCGCUGAGCUAGAAGAACCUAGCGUCCGCCAACGACACCAAAGCUAUGAUAGUGCAAUUGCACUUGACGAACCUGAGCAAUCUGAGCCAGAGGCAAUUGUCCCAGACCACAGACCUCAUGUAAUCACACACAUUCCGGCCACGAUACUAUAUCCCACACUUCCGCUCGAAACCUCACCAGUGUCCACGAAUGCCCCAUUCCUUAGCACGGCCGAACCUAUCUACCUCAACCGCACAAUUUCCUUGAAUUCAACAGAAAAUGUCAGCGGCCAGAUGACUGAGAUUGCUAAAACAUCCCAAUCCCAUGUUCUUGAGCAUGACGCGCCACUAAGGCCGAACCAAACAUCAUCUCAUGAGAACAUGGGGCUCGGUGUGAUUUUCAGCCCUAAUCAACUGGGAGUUAUCAACAUUAUUUUACAAAUCGGUCUUCAAUUUUGCGCAUUUUUUCAAAUACAACAGGGCUCUAUUAUAUCUCGUGAUGGGCCCGGCAAUAAACGAUCAGAAUCAUUUCUCCGUUUCAAACUCAUAUUUGGUGCGGAGUUUAUCCCGUCAAAAAUCCUCACAACUCCAUGGGUGAUGAUUCCUUUGGUCAUUUCAUUAAGCCAAAUUAUGUAUAUACUUAUUGGACCAUGGCUAAGUUUCAUGUUGUUUGUUUUUGUUGCUUUGGUCGGAUCGUGCUCGUCGGAAACGAUGGAAAAGGCUGUCGUCCGAAGAACCGAGAGAGCAUAUUGA